GUAGAAAUGCACACCCCACUACUACAAUGCCCACAACGUACACUGUUCACUAUCUCUACUACUAUUCUCUGUCUGCUACAAACGACGGCACACUCCGCGCUGGCAAGAUUCCCUCUCUGUCCUUCACUUUCAACUCUCUCUCUCUCUCUCUCUCUCUCUCUCUGUCUCCCCUAACUGAAAUUUUCCCGAGAAACAGACGGACUAUUCAAACUCUUAUCUCUAUCCCUAUCUCAAUCGCAGUCGCACCUUCUGCAUCAUCUUGUCUCUUUUCUUCUUCUUUUUCUUCUUCUUCUUCUUCUUCUUAUCCGUCAUCUCCUUACAACAUCCCAAUUCUCUCACCCGCGGCAGUAAUUUAUAAUAAUAAUAUAAUCAAAUCCCAACUUCCCUACUAAUUUAAUUUAAUUUAUUUUAUUUUUUUUUUACUUGUUUUAAAACCAAUCAUCAUACAUGGGUUGUGCCACUUCCAAGCUCGACGAUCUUCCGGCGGUGGCCCUCUGCCGGGACCGCUGUGCUUUUCUUGAUGAAGCUGUUAACCAGCGCUUUGCUUUUGCUGAAGCCCACAAUGCAUAUAUUUACUCUUUGAGAAUGAUUGGUGGUUCUUUGCAUCAUUUUAUAGAACAGGAUUAUUCUGCUUCCGGGUUUGUUCCUAAGCUCAAUUUGCCUCCUCAAAGAAAAGGCGAUCCGCUCACUCUCAGCGAUGAAGGUACCAGUUCACCCAAGAAGCGUAACAUAGCUCACGACUCUCACUCCAACUCUGGUUCCCACCUGCACUUCCACUCUGAUUCUGAUGACGACGACGAUGAUAUCUCGCAUCUCCAUCAUUCUGAUCAUUCCUCGCCUUUGCACGGCAGUGGUAGCGGAGGUGGAGUUCAUAUCGAGUAUAUGCCUUCAGAGUACAUGGGUACCGGGCACGAUUCAUAUGCCGGUGGUGGGUUUCUGCACAUGAAUUAUAUGAAGAAUAAAGCCACCACCCCGUCUGUGGUGUAUGAGCAGAGGCCUGUGACUUCAGAGACUGUUCAUUUUGGUGAAUCUUCAGCUUCGUCUUAUUUUUAUCCGAAUAGUUCCUAUCAAAUGAAUUAUUUAUACCCAAAUUAUGGUCCUGCUGGCGGUGCAAUGACUGGGUACUACGGGUCUUUCCCGCCGUACGGGUCUUCAUCUACACCUCCGCCGCCGACGGCUUCCUCAUCAAAACCUCCGCCACCUCCUCCUUCACCUCCUUCAACUUCAGCUUUGGAUUUCUUGAAUCUGUUUGACAGCUAUGAUAAUUACUAUCCUCCUUACACGCCGAGUAGAGACUCAAAGGAGUUGAGGGAAGAGGAGGGAAUUCCUGAUUUGGAAGAUGAGAAUCACCAACAAGAGGUCUUGAAGGAGGUCUACGGACACAAGAAGUAUGUCGAUGGUGGUGGUGGAGGAGGAGGAGGAGGUGGUGGUGCUAAGCCUAACAAUUAUUCGAAAUCAGUGAUGAUGGACGAUGGGGAUGCUAAUGUUGGUGGAAAUACUGAGGCCUCCCUUUAUCAAACGAGACCGAGUGCGUCCAUGGAUAAUGAUGGACUGGAGUAUGAGGUGCAUGUGGUGGAGAAGAAAGUUGAUGAUGAGAGAUCAGAGGAGCAUAGAAAUGCCGGAUUUAAGAGAGGUGGUGGUUUGUUGGACGUGUCUCAAGUGGCUUUCGAAAUCAAGAUUCAAUUUGAGAGAGCUUCUGAUUCUGGGAAAGAAAUUGCCCAGAUGCUUGAAGUGGGGAGGCUUCCUUAUCAGCGUAAACAUGCAGUUUCUAAGAUGUUGAAUGUAGUCAUUCCUUCAUUAACUGUAGUAUCCUCACAGCCAUCUACUUCCAAAAGUGCUGAGGCCUCAUCCUCCAGUGGCAAGGAUGAUCCAGCUUACUUGGAAAUCGAUGAAGAUUUGGCGAUAAGGUCGAAAAACCUUUCUGCUACCUUGCAGAAGCUGCAUCUUUGGGAGAAGAAACUCUAUAAUGAAGUUAAGGCUGAGGAGAAAAUGCGGGUAGUUCAUGACAGGAAUUGCCGUAAGCUGAAGCGUUUGGAUGAGAGGGGUGCUGAAGCUCAUAAAGUUGAUGCAACUCGGACAUUAAUUAGGACUCUUUCCUCAAAAAUAAGAAUUGCAAUUCAGGUUGUUGACAAAAUAUCUGUUACAAUAAACAGGAUUAGGGAUGAAGAGCUAUGGCCACAGCUAAAUGAAUUAAUUCAGGGAUUAACCAGGAUGUGGAAAAGUAUGCUUGAAUGCCAUCAGAGUCAAUGUCAAGCAAUCAGAGAAGUUAAAGGAUUGGGUUCUUUUGGAUCAGGUAAAAAGCUUGGUGAUGAUCAUCUUAAAGCCACAUUGCAGCUUGAGCAUGACCUUCUUAAUUGGACUUCCAGCUUCUCAAGUUGGAUAGGUGCCCAGAAAGGUUAUGUCAGAGCCUUGAAUAGCUGGCUUGGUAAAUGUCUCUCGUAUGAACCAGAAGAAACACCAGAUGGAAUAGCUCCCUUCUCACCUGGUAGGAUGGGUGCGCCUCCAGUGUUUGUAAUCUGUAAUCAGUGGGCACAAUCUAUGGAUACAAUAUCUGAGAGGGAAGUAAUAGAUGCAAUGCGCACUUUUGCCUCUAGUGUGCUUAAGCUUUGGGAACAGGAUAAACUGGAAAUGCACCAGAGAAUGAUGAUGAAUAAGGAUUUGGAGAGAAAAGUUAGAAAUUUAGAUAGAGAAGAUCAAAGGAUACAUAAGGAGAUUCAGGCAUUAGACAAGAAAAUUGUUCUUGUUGCUAGGGAUGGUUAUAGUCUAUCUGUGACUGGAAAUGUAGUAUAUCAGAGUGAUACUAGCAACAGCAGUUUACAGGGUAAUCUGCAACGUAUUUUUGAGGCCAUGGAGAAGUUCAUGGCUGAGUUAACAAAAGCUUAUGAGGAGCUGAUUCAGCGUAGUGAAGAAGAGAGGCUUGCUUGAGAGCACAAGAGAGUUUGUUUCAUAGGGCAGUAUGGUGCAAUUGAAAUACAUCAUAUUUUUUGCACUUAUGACUUCACUUGUGAGAAAUUGAAGUGCAAGAUCUGACAGAACUAAUGAUACGGAAUUAAAAUGUUCCAUUCUGUGGUAAGUGGAGCACUCCUUGUUUGAAGUCUUCAAUUGAGGGUAGACUUCAUCAUGUGGUGGAUGAUGGUGGAUCUUGGCUCAGUGGCAACCCGUAGCCCGUAUUACUGGCUUAGAUGUUGACAGAUCGAAUUGUGAGGGGGAUGAGAUGAUUUCAUUUCUCUUCCACCAGCAUUGGCUUUAAUCAUAUUGAUCCAACAAUUAUGAUUGAAUGACAAUAGGGAAUUGAUAAAAAGGGGCAAUGGACAUAAGGUUAUGCCAAACUCAAAACCAUAUUUGGCCAUUGCGUAUGUUUUGCAAAAUGGAUGCCGGCUAGCUAAUAGGAUGUCAAUUGAUGUUGAUGACAUGUGGUGCAUGUUAAUGCAAUAUGGGCCAUUGAUUUGCAAUCAAGCCCCAUGCUUUGUGGAAGUAAGCAAGGCGGGAAUAAACUUGACAAAUUGAAGAAGCAGAUUUCCCCACAAUUUUGAUGAGUAUGUAUUCAGUUGUAGGUGCAAGGGCUGUCUAGAAUGACGCAAGUCAGAGAAAUGCUCAGAUAUCAAAGUAACAUGGUUAAUGUUUUUUGCUUCCUUUUUUUUUAAAUAUUUGUUCAUAUUAAUCAUUGUACAGGCCUUUUCAAUGAAAAGACUUCCAAUAAAUGAGUAUUAAUGAAAAUGUGCCAAAGGUUUUAGUGAUGAA
Hevea brasiliensis (rubber tree) is the source of this 3741-nucleotide messenger RNA. RefSeq names its product nitrate regulatory gene2 protein. NCBI's taxonomy places the organism in Eukaryota, Viridiplantae, Streptophyta, Magnoliopsida, Malpighiales, Euphorbiaceae. The record is from RefSeq and is a predicted model, not a curated record. The transcript is spliced from 4 exons. The coding region runs from base 448 to 2925 and encodes 825 amino acids.